This is a messenger RNA of Pterocles gutturalis (yellow-throated sandgrouse), 450 nucleotides long. RefSeq names its product probable imidazolonepropionase. The transcript has 3 exons. Gene Ontology annotation, cellular component: cytoplasm. The annotation marks the transcript as partial. The record is from RefSeq and is a predicted model, not a curated record. Lineage: Eukaryota; Metazoa; Chordata; Aves; Pterocliformes; Pteroclidae. Gene Ontology annotation, molecular function: imidazolonepropionase activity.
AGAUGGUUGUAUCAAAGCUGUGGGCCAGGCAGAUGUUAUUCACAAUCAGUUUUCAGGAGCAACAUUUGAAAGAAUAAUCAACUGCUCUGGGAAGUGUGUGCUACCAGGCCUGGUAGAUGCACAUACACACCCGGUGUGGGCCGGUGACAGGGUUCAUGAGUUUGCAAUGAAGCUGGCAGGUGCAUCCUAUAUGGAGAUCCACCAGGCUGGGGGAGGAAUACAUUUUACUGUGGAACACACUCGGAAGGCCACAGAAGAAGAGCUGUUCAAUUCUUUCAAAGACCGACUCGAACGCAUGCGCAGAGCAGGAUCUACGUUGGUUGAGUGCAAGAGUGGAUAUGGCUUAAACUUAGAAACAGAGCUUAAAAUGCUCAAGGUGAUCGAACGUGCUAAGCAAUCCAUGGAUAUUGGCAUUUCUUCAACGUACUGUGGAGCUCAUUCUGUGCCAAA